AGUGAGAUUUCCGGUCCAUGACCAUUUCCAUCGUUCUAUAAAUAUGAUGGGAAAUGCGGAGAAGAGCUAGGGUUUUUAGAGUUUAAAGAGUUCCAAGAAUCGAGUGGAGGAUUCAAUGGCGGUUGUUGAUCUGGGCAAGUACUUGUACCUCCCCCUCAUCGAUGCGAAGAAAUCCAUCGGCCUCAAAGUCAACCUCUUCGCCGUUGUCACCGAGAUCAGUAGACCCAAGCGGAGCCGAGGCCAUGAUUUUGUUAUGACACUGAAGGUAGCAGAUCAGUCAUCUCCUGGGCUAUACGUGAACUUUUUCGCGGAGGAUACUGGAAAGUUACCAAAUGUUCAGUCAAAUGGGGAUAUCAUAUGUUUGCGUCGUGUUGUGCAGAUGCGAGUUCACAAUGGGGAGUGUUAUGGAAGUUAUGAUAAGCAUUUUUCUUCAUUUGCGCUAUUUGAAGGGAAGGCAAGGGAGAGCUUUAAAGCUUAUCAGACAUCAAUCAACUAUCAGGCCUCAAAUAAUGAGAAGGAACUUUUGUCAAAAUUAAGAACACAUUUUUAUGAUCAUAAAUCUGAUGCGGUGAUGAAAUCAUGCCUGCUGCGGUUAAAUAGCGUCAAGACUGAGACAGUGUUUGAUUUAAUAUGCAGGGUCCUCCAUGUUUGUGAAAUUUCUGAUGAUCAAUGGAUGAUAUAUGUGUGGGAUGGAACAGAUACUCCCUGUGCGCCUUGCCAUAAAGACUUGAAUGCAGAAGGAGAAGAUCCGUUACCUUUAAAUCUUGACAUAGUGCCACUUUCAAGAAAGAUUCUUCAAACAUUCCCUUGUGUUGGGACAGUCUUCAGGAUUGUUGUUCGAAAAUACUUUGAAGAGAUACCCCAAUUAAGUGAUGGUUGUUGGGUCAAGCUAUGCAAUCUGACAUGUGAAUUGCAUUACGGAAUUUGGAGAGGAUUACUCCAUGGUUCCAGCAAAGUUCAUAUCUUAUCAGAUGAAGAUGAAAAUGUCAAGUCUAAUAUGAGGGAUUAUCAAGAUCGACUUGCAUCUGGAGCCCGAGUUCAGUCUUUGACAUGCUCUCCUAGGCAUUCUUAUAUGACAGGGACAGAUUUUGAGAAGGAGCCUUGUGUAGCUCUAAUAAAAUCUCUUGCUUGUCGUAAGGUAACACACAAAUUCAAGUCUAUUGUUCGGGUGGUAGCGGCAUAUCCUUGGAAAGGCGAGCACCUCCGUUCUCCCGUUCAGGGCCAUUAUCGUGUUAGGCUGACUUUGGAAGAUUCAACCGCGAGAAUCCAUGCAUACAUUCAUGGUGAUGAUGGGGUUAAGUUUUUCGGAGGGCAUCCGGAGGUUGAGAAAUUAUCGACUAAAAUGCGCCGGCUUCUUGGCAUAAAGGAAAAUAUUGGAGUAGAGGAAGCAGCCACUUCUGUUAGAGAUCCACCGUGGGUGUGCUGUUGCUUAAAAUCUUAUUACCUGGAUAAAAGUGAUACGUGGGGUAGCAGAAGGUACAGGAUCUUUGGAACUUAUAUACUUGACUGAGGCCAUCUUGUGUAUGUAAUACCCCAAGUUUUUACCAACCCUGCAGGUAAAGUUGUAUAGUUUCUAGCUGUUUGUAGAAUUAAUUCAGCUAAAGUAAAAGGGAGUUGGUUGUUAACUCUUUCCUUUUUUUUUAUUUUUUAUUUUGUGGUAGCUUGAAAAUUGAGAAUGAACUAGAGCAAAGCAGAAGGGUGUGAUUCUAUUAUUAUUAUUUUUUUUUAA
Dioscorea cayenensis subsp. rotundata (Guinea yam) is the source of this 1729-nucleotide messenger RNA. RefSeq names its product protection of telomeres protein 1a-like. Lineage: Eukaryota; Viridiplantae; Streptophyta; Magnoliopsida; Dioscoreales; Dioscoreaceae. Gene Ontology annotation, cellular component: nuclear telomere cap complex; chromosome, telomeric region. Bases 116 to 1510 code for a protein of 464 amino acids. The record is from RefSeq and is a predicted model, not a curated record. Gene Ontology annotation, biological process: regulation of telomere maintenance via telomerase; telomere capping. The transcript has 10 exons. Gene Ontology annotation, molecular function: G-rich strand telomeric DNA binding; telomerase inhibitor activity.